This is a messenger RNA of Cuscuta europaea, 1495 nucleotides long. Lineage: Eukaryota; Viridiplantae; Streptophyta; Magnoliopsida; Solanales; Convolvulaceae. The record is from the annotation of a GenBank genome assembly.
UACACUUGGAACCAUGCAACUACCAGAUGCGGCCAUUUUGAAUUUUAGCGCGAGCGCGCCCUAUAAAAGCCCUUCCAUUGAGCUUUAAACUUCUGACAAGGCUCUCCGUUUUCGAACUUGCAAAUCCAAAACGUAACAGUGAUUUGAACAGAGUGAACGAGCUCGAGCACAGAUAACUGACAAUGGGGAAACGAAUUCGGAAAAUGAGAUCGAUCCGUUGCUGCGUCUCUCCUCGAUUGAAGUUUCUUACUCCUCACUCCAUCUUCUCCUGGUUUUUUCUCUUUCUAUCCCCCCCACUGCGUCUGUACAUUUCUGAAACGUAUCUGCAUUUUAAUACAUAGAGGUUUUUCUUACAUACGAAUGCAUGUGCGAAAUGAAUGAACAGCUUAGAGUGCUAUUGAAAAUCGAAGUGAAGUCUGGUUUAUUCGAUGAGAAUGUUUCUGUCUGUGGCUUGUGUAUGAAGAGGACACGUGGACAGAGAUUGCAAAGUAUUUGGAUGGGAAGUCGCUGAUAAUGCUUGCAGCAACUUGUAAGUGGUUCCAACAUGUCAUUAUGAGUGAGAGUGUCUGGAAGCACGCUUCUUUGCGUGACCUUGAGGUUUCUGAUCCUGGAAAAGUGGGUUGCAAAUGGAUUAAGCUAUACGCUACAGCCUUCGAUGGCAGUCAUUCUUACAUGUUCCGCCAGGCAGAUAAGCACAUUGACUGGAUGCGCAUUGGAGCUUUUGUUUUCGAUUCAAAAGCUGCACUUCUCACAGAAAAUCUAAUGACUCCUUUAAGAAUCCCAAGAGAAGAAACAACAGAAGAAAUGGUGGAGCUGAAUGGCAGAUGCGUGGUAAGCCCUAUCAGGAGUGGCAUUUGGCUUGCUGAUUUACAACUUGUUCGAUGCCCGGUCUGUGAUCUCAAUACGUGUGAUGGAACAAUGCAGACAUUAGAUGCAAGACACAUUGAGCUGUUCCUGAGUGAGGGGUACCAGGAUGGAAGCUGGAAUUAUGAGUUGCUGGGGACCCAUGAGGUGAAGAAGAGAGCAGAUGGAGCAACUGCUGCAAUUUUUGAUAUCAGGCAUCUCAAAGAUUGCACCACCCAAAUGGUUCUUGAUUUUGACUCGUGGAAAGGGAAACCAAAUGAUUGGCAGCCUAAAUCUGUUGUUGCCCCUCAUGCAGUGGCAGUCAACACCAACUUACAGCCAAAUGACGGUCUUCAAGUAAAAUACCAUGGCAUGAAGGCAGGAAGCGAUGGUGAAAUAGUUUCAAUCAGAAUAUCUCAGCAACUACUUUAGUCACUCCUAUGAUGAUUCUGAAUGCCCUGCAUAUAUAUAUUACACACUCAUAAUUUUAGUCCAGGCUGGAAUAGAGGUUCUUUUAAUGUCAUCUUUUUUACCAGACAAUGUUUUAAACUUGCGCCAACUUAGCAUAGCAUUUCAGGACGUUCUCAAUUACUUAGUCCAAUUAGCGACCUAGCUAUGGAGACUCCGUAUAUCAUUAAUUUUGUCAGCUAAA